Molossus molossus (Pallas's mastiff bat) is the source of this 7976-nucleotide messenger RNA. RefSeq names its product proline rich 14 like (gene PRR14L). The coding region runs from base 919 to 7323 and encodes 2134 amino acids. The record is from RefSeq and is a predicted model, not a curated record. The transcript has 9 exons. NCBI's taxonomy places the organism in Eukaryota, Metazoa, Chordata, Mammalia, Chiroptera, Molossidae.
AGCCUAAAUUCCUAUAGUUCCUAGUAUUUAAUUAAGUAAUGUAGCAUUAUAUUUUUUACCUUUGAGUAGGAUUCCUUAAAAACACUAAGGGCACCCAGUGGAUGAAAUCAUAGGAACAUGAAUAAACCAUCACCACAGUUUAGAAAAACUAAGAGACAGGCAGAAUGAAAGAACCUGUCAUCUGCCCUUCCUUAGACCCCAGCUCCUCUCCAAAUAGCACAGGUGAAAGGAUGGGAUCUUUUGGGCAUGGAGGAACGAUCAUCAACCCAGGAGUAUUCAGAGAGUGGGUACUUCUUCACUUGGAGGCAGAGCAUGUGCCUUUGUAUAUGUGACAUCUGUGUGCUCCCCCAGAUAAUCAAAGGUAGGACUAGAGACAGAUUAAGGAAACUGAGUUGUGAAGAUUUACAUGGCGUGUUGGAAAAGUGCCCCCUGCUCAGAUGUCUGGUUAUGGUCAGCGAAGAGAAGGUGAGGCAGUUUGCAAGCCAGCACUGGAUUUUACUGGUAUGUGAUAUGUUUAUUUGGGGGGAAAGCUGGACGUUAGGAAGUAGUAGGAGUAGAAAUCAGCUGGCUUUUCUGAAGCCUCCUUUAUUUCCUAUGUGCAUUUUAGCCAAAGGGAUUUGCCAUAACUAUCUCCAAUAAAUCCUUGUUACAAACUGAGUUGCCAAAUAUUUCUCAUCGUCCUCUCCUUGUUUAGGGUCAAGAAAAGCAUCAAGAAUGAAAGCAUUCAGUAUCUUAUUUGGUUAAUCAGUUUACCCCUUCAUCGGGUCAAAGUGGAUUUUGUGGAAACUUCACACAUUGUUGAUAGACUAAAAUGGAAAACUUACCAACCAGGAAACCCUGGUUGUGAGUGUACCAUUUUCUAGCUCUGUGGUGAGCCGUUUGAUGUAAGAGUUGACUCCAUAAUCUACAUCUGCCCUAAUGCUGUCAUCCGGAGUAGAGACUCAGCCAGUUCCACUUGAUUCCUCCAUGUCUGCCGUGGUACAGGAAUUAUAUUCGGAACUCCCAGUAAGUGUCUCCAAAGAGCUUCAUGCUGACCCUGAGCCAAGUGUGAUUCCAGAUGUAAAACCUGGAGCCUCAAGCUCUCUUGUAAGUCAGAGUAGGGCAGUGCCCUUGGAGCUGCAGAGGACUCAUACGGAAAGUUGUGAAGAAACCUUUGAGACCUUGGAUCAUGGGGGAGAGCCUGGGCGGUGUGGGCUGGUGGACUCCACAGCAGGAGAUUCUGUGGCUUCUGGGAUCUUGGAUAGGGAAGAGAAAACCAAGAGCAUGGAGCUAAAGGUCUUCAGAGAUCGAGGGGACCAGGUGGAAAUUUUAAAAGACCCUUGUGAGGGAGCAAAGGAAGACCCUUGUCAACAUUCCACAGCCACUGAAGAAAAGAUCAGCCCAAGUCAGAAGGAUCUCCGGAUGCCAUCGCGUAAAGAACUCUUCUGCAUGGACCUCCCUGAGGAUUGUCUGAGGAGCAAAGAAGGAAAUGUACAAAUUACAACCGAAACUCUGCUAAAAUCUACUGAAGAAGUUCAAGGUAUGAAGGUCAAUGGGACUAAGACGGAUAAUAAUGAAGGACACAAGAAUAGCAAUGUGAGUAAAGGUCUCACAGCUGGGUACAGCAAUUACCCAGAAGUAGACAAAAUCAUGACCAGUGGUGAGGUUUCAGAAACCAGCACGUUAGUUUCCCUAGAACCUUUAAACUUUGUGGACCCUGGAUUAACAGAAGCAACUCCUAAAGAAAAAGAAUGUGAAGAAUUAAAAACUUGUUCUUCUUGGUUGUCAUUAUUACCAGGGAACAGUGCCAUUUGCAAAGUGGACAAUGGAGAGGAAGAAUUGUGUAAGUUAAGCCUUGUCUGUGAAGCAGAUGACAAUCACCAACAGAUUCUUAACCACCAUAAUGAAAAACAUGGUUCUGCAUGUGGCAGUCCCAACCCCCUGAGAAAUGUAGUUGUUGUAGAACCCUUAGAAAGAAAUUCUGAAAUUUCAUAUUUUAAAUCAAGUUUGUGUGGAUCAGAAUCCAGAACAGCAUCCUUAGAAAAAUGUAAUUUUGAAGGUGAUGGCUUGCUAAAGAGAUCUGCUGAAAAGACAGAGAAUUCCUGCUUUGAUGGGGAUGAUCAAAGCAAGAACUUGGCUUCUAGAGAAGAAAAGGAAGAACGGAUUUUGAACCCCAGGAGUAAAAGGGGGGAAUUCUUUCUUGUUAAUACCAGGCAACCAGAAGAGGAUGCCAGUGAUCAUUGCUCUGGAGAAAAAAAGACUGUUGCCUCCUCAAAAGAAAAUAUCCACAGUAACUAUUGCAUUGAAGGCAGUGUCGAUACAGACAGUUCUAGUUCUUUAAUGCCCAGUUCUUUUACCGAAGCCACAGAAGAAAUGUUAAAAAAAAAAGAUUUCAAAAUCACUUCAGACAUUCAAGGUAGCUUAACAAACCCUGAGGACCAUAGAGAAAUUUUUACUAAUAUGAGCCAUCCAGGCAGAUACUCUGAAGAAAGCAGUUUUUCCUCCUUGAUGCAAAUCGAAGACCCAGAGCAGACCGCCACAAUGGAGCCCAGUAUGUUAAGUGAAAAGAUUUACAGUACAAACCCUAACUUUUUAGUCAGCACUCAGAGAACUCUGGAAGGCAACACCCAGUUAAAUGAAGCAUCAUGCAGUGACUUGACGAUUGAAAAAAAAUCCCUUGUGAGUUUAAUGCCAGGGGAUCAGAUAAGGCCUGUAAAUGAGGAAUCAAAACCCAAGAAAGAUACUGCUCCGUUAUCACCAUCCCUAGAACUGGAUUGCAGACCUGAGUCAGAAAAAGCUGUACAGAACUCACAGGACACUAUGCCACAGUUAGAUGAACAGUGCAUUGCCUGUGAGAUGAAUGAACUUCCUUGUAUUGAUGAACUGGUUCUUAACAAAAUAAAAAGUGAAUGUGUUUUAAAUCAAGUGUCCCUUAAUUCACAAGACCAUAUGAAGUUGCCAACUGACAAAGAGAUGCCUUUAGCAACAAGCAAGGAUUCCCAACAGAGCUAUCACCCUCCAUUAGAGGAUGGAGCCAGGGUCAUUGCUGAUACCCAAACCAUCCCCAUGCAGACAAAAAUGAAAGACAGCUCUCCACCAGGUGACAAAACCUGUGGUGCCUCUUCAAACAAUCCCACCUUAAAUAUCAAACCAGGAAGCCUAGAAAGAGAAUAUAAAAUGGCUGAUUCAGGACCAGAUCUCUCACGUAGGAAAGAAGUAGUAGUCUUGCUUCCAGAGCUGUCUGUCAUGGAACGUCAGAGUGUUCAAUCUCAGAAUCUCUCAAGCUGCCACUGUGUAGGGGAAAAUGCAACAGAAGAGAAUGUGUGUUCCAUGUGUGCUGCUUGUAAGUCUAGCAGAGUCAUAUUGGAAGUUGAAAACUACUUGAUAACCAAGAAUAAAAAUGCAUUUCCGCACAGCGAUCACCACUCCCCAGGAAGAGAAGACUCCGUGGAAAGUAGCACCCAUAAAGUGAAUUAUAUAUCAGAGGAAAGUGAACUUAAUGGAAGAGAAACUAAAGGCAGCCUUCCUGGAGAUAUGAUCAGAAAUAAACGGACAGCAGGUAUGUUAAAUUGUGAAGCUUUAAACAAAACCAUUCACACCACCAGUCACAUCCAACCCAGUGAGGAAGGGCUAGAAUUAAAGGAACAGGAUAUACCCAAAGAGACUGUGUUUUGUAAAUAUAAUGUCUCUGAUUGUGCCACACAAGAACAAAGCCAAUCUGUAAACAUUCCAAAUCCUGAAAAACUGCUGGAGCAGUCUCUUACUGCUAAGAUCUCCAGUUUUAAAAACAUGAACCAAGCAGUUAAUACUCUUAAUCAGAAGACAUAUGAAGUCUUUGACUGCCAGAAGAACCCAAACAGACCAAAUGAGUGUAGAAGUGAAGAUAAACCAGCUAAGGAGCCACUAGAUGGUGAACAGAGAGAGACCAUCACAGAGUCUAACACAGAGGUAAGCCACAACCAAACAGAUCUGCCAUUCAGUUCAGGCAAUCUGAAGAAAGGAUAUUUGAAAGGAGGCUUUGAAAGGAUUUCUAGUUGUAAGGAGUCAACAGAUAGCAUGGUAGACAUUGUCUAUACAGAUUGUAGUAAUAAACCUACAGAAGGCAUACUGGACGUAAGCACAUCUAGCAUACUUGAUGGUGGUACACGGCAAGGUGGAUGGGCAUUAAUUGAAACCUCAAAGAAUAGCCUCUCUCAGAGAGGAGACUUGAAUGCUGCAUUUUUAGGAAAGAUUGACCAGGAUUCAGAUUUCCCAUAUGCUACUUCCUCUGCAAUGGAAUCUCUUAAAAUUAAAGAAUCAUGUGAAGAAAAAGUCUGCAGAUCAUUAAAAGAUUGUAAAAUGAAAGUAUGUCCAGACUCUUGUGCCAAUGAGAUAGAAUCUAUUGCAGAUCAUGAACCAAAUAUAAGAAUAUUGGAUAGAGUAAAUGUGUCUUUAAAUCAUAUUCAUCAUGAACAACAAGUUAAAGAAGCAUCUCUGAGAGAAACACUAGGAAUAAAUGGAAGAUCAAGACUAGAAACACAUUCUGAGUUUGAUGAGGAAAAUACCUUUGGAAUUUCCUCAAAAGAGUUGAUGUCUUCUAGACACCAAGAUGAGAACUCUGUUCCUCCAGAGAGCCUGAGAUCCACUGAGAUAAUGCCUUUUUAUCUUUCUUCUCAAGAAAAUUCAGAAGCUAAUAUUAAUAGUGAAGAAACUGACCUGAAAAAUAUUUUUAAACCAAAAGAUGGUGAAAUGCUUUGUGAAAAUGUAGAGGACUGCACAGUCCUGCCUAAGAUGCAGGAAGGAGCACCAAGGGCUAUGAGUAAUCCCAGUGAAGGAGGCAGCAAUGACAUCAGUGUGAAAAUUUUGCCUUUGAUGAUGGAAACAGAAACUAAAGUGAUAGGAGAAGAAGCCAAAGAACAUCAGAGGGGACCACCGGAUCACUUAACUGUUGGGGACAAGUCUGAGGAGAAGAUCACCAGAGAAGAUAGUCAUGGUGAUAAUGUGAGUGAGAUUUCUCAGACACACUUUAAAUCCCUGAGGAUGUGUGGUGGUUCUGAAGAACAACAAAGCCAGAGGGAUUUGGACUACAUGUUACAGAAGGAAGAGGAAUAUAUACAUCAAAAAGAAGCACAUACGAUAUUGGAACAAUGCACAUCAUCUAAUGUGUUGUCAGACGAUGUGCAAAAUAAAAACCAACCUAAGGAUUGCAAAUAUGAGUACACCAGGAUGAAAGAAAUCACCCCAGCAAAGCUGGCCAAGGGUGAUAUUACUGCAUGGUUUCAGAAGUCGAAAGACCUAAAGGAGGAAAACUUAUGUCAUCCAUUAAAACAGGACACUGAGUUGUGCAUAGAUCCUUGCCUUCGUGGUGCCUCCCAGAAAGCACAAGGCCCCGACUCUGCUAGUUGUGAUGAAAUAUAUGGUGCCUUUGGGAACACUUCACAUCAGAAAGGAGUGCUUCCUUUAAAGAAGCAGCCUCAUCGGACAUGUAAGAAAGUUUCCUGUCAGGAGCAAGUCAAUGUGGGGAGAAAAAUAAGUAAAAUCAGAAAUUCUGCCUUUUUAAAGAGUUCCUCUGAAACCAUCUCCACAAAAGCACACCGAUUUCUCAGUUCAUGUGCUAUGUCUGCACCCACACGACUGGAACCCAAAACAGUACCCACCAGGAGCUUAGUUAGCCACAUACCAAAGCAGAAUGCUACUCCAUGCCAUCUCUUAAGGAGCCUGAAUGUCAGGAAGCCUACCAAAGAAUCAGCCUUACUCAACAAGCUAUCCAUCCUUGCCUCCAGGUUGGCCCCAGCCACAAAGACCCAGAAACUAAGGUAUCGGCGGUGUUCCUCUGAACUACUUCCAGUGGCUAAAAGCUACAAACGGCUCAGAUAUAAAAGGCUCCUGGAUGGAUUUUCAUACAAUACGAUGCAGCUGAGUCCAUAUUUGACAGCUAGUGAAUGGGAUAAGAGGCCUAACAAUAAACCCUUGACAUUUUAUCCGCUCGAAGCCAUCAAAAUGAGCUUCGUAGAUUUAAGCAACAAGAUGCCGCUGCUCCUGUUGGACUCUGAAAUCUUCCCAGUAUCCUUUCAUGUGAAAUCAGGUUCCGAGUGCAUGACUGAGUCCCCAAGGACUUUUCCUGAGCACUGUGCUCCAGCAAGGCUUGCCUUAGGGGAGGCCACCCAGUGCCCUUCUCAACCUCCCAAGUGGACCUUUUCUUUCUUCUUGUCCCAUGGUUGCCCUGGGAUGGCCACAUUCAGGGAAGACACUGGCCUCCACAGUCAGGCACAUGCCCAGGCUCUUCCACAGCCUCCAGUUCCUCUCCAAGACUGCGGAGGCACUGCCAUAGUCCAGACAAGAGCAGGCUGCUCUGUCCUUGGCCUUCACACUCUCCUAGCACUUUGUUCCCCUGGAUGUUACCGAAUCUGGACAAAAAAACGGAACUUUUCCAGUCACAUGCCUACUAUGCAGAGGCUCUUCAUGACUCAGUUUACCCAGGGCUUGAAAGGGUUAAGGUCUCCAGCCUCCAUAGCAGACAAGAUCUUCUGUUCUCUACCCUAUUCGGUGGGCCGAGUGCUAUCUGUUUGGAGCCAGCAUGGGCCUUCUGCCUGCCCCUUCGAAAUCUCUGCUCUUCAUUCCACUCACAGCAAGCGACAACCAACUCUCGACACCAGAAGCAGCCACACCAUGUUACCAUACGUGCCUCUUCCAGGCCUGGAAGCUACUUACAACACCAGCGGCAGCCAGAUGAAGCUAGAGCCUCCAUUCCCUGCCUUGGUACCAAAGUCUUGCUUGGUAACAGACUCAGCUGUCAGCAAGCUCCUGCUUUCAGCCUCUGAGUUCCAGGUUCCUGGAUUAGAUGAACUAGAUGGUGUGACAGCAGUGUGCCCCUGUCCACAAAGUAGCCCUCCAGAACAGAAAGAGGUUGAGCAGCCAGAGAAGAGGCCAAAGAAAGUCUCACAGAUUCGCAUCCGGAAAACCAUUCCUAAGCCAGACCCCAAUCUUACCCCUAUGGGCCUCCCUCGCCCCAAAAGGUUAAAGAAAAAGGAGUUCAGUUUAGAAGAAAUAUACACCAACAAGAAUUAUAAGUCUCCCCCUGCAAACAGGUGUUUAGAGACCAUCUUUGAGGAACCUAAGGAGCGAAAUGGUACGCUAAUCUCAAUCAGCCAACAGAAGAGGAAGCGAGUCCUAGAAUUUCAGGAUUUUACAGUUCCACGAAAGAGGAGAGCUCGUGGAAAGGUCAAGGUGGCCGGCAGCUUCACCAGAGCACAGAAGGCGGCACUGCAGAGCCGAGAGCUGGAUGCCCUUUUGAUACAGAAACUAAUGGAACUGGAGACCUUUUUUGCCAAGGAAGAGGAACAGGAGCCAUCAUCUGAUUGUUGAGAAGCAGUUUGGUUUGAGAGUCUCAAAAUUUGAUGUUCCAGACCUCCUUGGAAGAGGUUGCCUAAUUUUGCCCAAUGCCCAAACCACUCAAAAUGCAGUCCAUGGAUUUUUACUUGUUCCAAGGUGCAGCCUUUUUAGAAACUGGUGAAGGGGAGGGUCCUCUACUUUUACUGCUGAGUAUAGAACCUCAGGAAUGCUCCCUUUCUCCUGGAAGUGGUCCUGAAUGACAUCUGGCCUCCUGCCACACUCUGCCAUCCAUAGGAGGAAGACGCAGCAUACCUUCAGUAACACUAGGAUUCCAAGGACUCAAAGCAUUUGCACGUCCAUGUGAAAGUUCCACGUUGUUUACGGUGGUGCUAGACCAAGAUUAUUUAGAGAUGUUGCGUAGGGAGGGGGACCUGGCAUCCCAUCCUUUGUGGUAUCUCUGGCUCAUCUCAGUAGUUGAGGAAAGAUGAGCCUGUGGUGUUUUCUAAUCCUUUGAGUCCACCUGCCCAGAUCCUGGUGUGUGUGUGUGUGUGUGUGUGUGUGUGUGUGUGUUCCCAUCAUUUUUUUCUCCCUUCUGUGACUGUGGGUCACUAGUGCCAGAGGAGCCCAUCCAGGCCCCAUUUGAAGUAAGUUGCACUUUUUAAUGUUGUGGUGUUAUUUUCAUUUGU